AUGCGAGAACUUGUCAAUAUUUUUUUUACUGAAGCCAAUUGGUACUUUGCUAUACUGGAACAACAUUAUUUUGAGAAACUUUACAAUUCUUGGUGUUCCCUCAACGAUUCCCCGGCAGAACAUGGCCAGGUUGCCGAUAUACCACCGGAUCUUUUGCAUUUCUCGGCACUGAUAUUCCACGUCCUUGCUGUGUCUUUACAGUUCGUGUCACCGGACAUGAAUUGUAGCCGUGCCCUAGGAGUGGAUAGUUUCAACGCGCGUGAUCAUCUUUCUAGCAAUUUCUCCUCAAGCGGAGUUGAGAUCGCGCGCAUACUGGAACCUCUGGAUCCUACGAUAACUGCCGUGCAAAACGACCUUAUGCGGGCAUUGUGGUUGAAGAAUUGCAGCCGUGGAAGAGAAGCAUGGCAUGCACUAGGUGGUGCAAUCAGGUCAGUCCCUGCAUAUUCCAAAAAGGAAGGCGAUUUUCUCACCCCAACCAGAACAGCUCAAGAUCUUGGCUUCCAUCAGCAGAGCAAAGUUUAUCAAACACCACGAUCUACACUGGAGGAAACGCUCACCGAGCUGUGGUAUGAUGAGUACAAACGCAGGCUAUGGAUCAAGUUAUUCUCCUGGGACAGCCACAUGGCCUUUUCUCUAGGUCGGCCACGCGCCAUCAAUGUCAGUGACUGUACAAUCACUCCGCCGUUGGAUUGUGAUAUACCAGCCGACCCGUCAACCAGGAUACCAAUGACUUUAGCUCCGCAUGAGCCUCCCUCAUCUUUUACGCCUCAUCUUUUCCAAUACGCCAUCUCUCAACAUGCUCACGAGGUGAUGUCUUUGGGUGCCCACAAGAAGAAUUUCAUAGAUUACGCCUUGAUCCAAGGCACCCAUGAUAAGAUUCUGUCUCUAUUGAGCAAUCUUCCACCUGUUCACCGACCGAUAAAUCCGGAUACGUCCUGGGAUGCAAGUUACCCCCAUAUACCCAAACAACGUCAGCAAAUAUCGACCGCCGCGAACUCAUUUCUAAUGGCAUUACAUACACCACAUGCCAGAACACAUGCUGCUAGUCGACACGCAGCAACCCAAGCGGCUCUUGCCACGUUGGAUGCACAAGAACAGCUUUUUGAUCUCAUGGCCACCAAUUACUCUAGCAUCUAUGCUCUCUGCAUUUACACUCUUGGGGCCGGUAUAUUUCUGUCUGUCACAAUUCUAGAAUAUCCACCUGCAGAUAUGGGUAUACUAAAUGGGAUGCUUCGUGCAAUCCGGAAGGCAAUUCAUCGCCUUGAACUGGCACAGGAGAGAGUCUCUUUAGCAGGGCCGGGCUCAAGACUCUUGAAACUUUGCUACCAGAAAAUGCAAGCAUCGGCGCAGGAUCGGUCCAGUUUGCAAGGCGCUGCUGCGUAUGGGGCAAACCCCGUUGCUGCUGCUUCGUUCAUGCACGCGCCCUUUUCCGGCGGGACACACAUCGCAGAAUCUCCUGAUCAGCCUUCGGAGAUCCUUGCAUAUGAUUCUGGGUCUGGCAUUUCAUUGUCUGAUGGUCUUCCGUUUGAUAGCACGGUGAUGUUUGAAGAUAUCACUCAGCCUCACUUCAACAUGGAAGCAUGGGUACGGGAAUUAGACCAGACCAAUGGCUUAGGAUGGUCCUCGCUCCCAUAA
Molecule: messenger RNA, 1635 nt
Organism: Penicillium crustosum
Lineage: Eukaryota; Fungi; Ascomycota; Eurotiomycetes; Eurotiales; Aspergillaceae
Product: fungal specific transcription factor domain-containing protein
Exons: 2
Coding region: 1-1635 (544 amino acids)
Biological process (GO): DNA-templated transcription
Cellular component (GO): nucleus
Molecular function (GO): DNA binding; zinc ion binding
Source: RefSeq, a predicted model, not a curated record